Messenger RNA from Aspergillus aculeatinus CBS 121060, 1887 nucleotides. Its product is annotated as putative C6 transcription factor. Gene Ontology annotation, biological process: regulation of DNA-templated transcription. Gene Ontology annotation, molecular function: DNA-binding transcription factor activity, RNA polymerase II-specific; zinc ion binding. Bases 194 to 1732 code for a protein of 512 amino acids. NCBI's taxonomy places the organism in Eukaryota, Fungi, Ascomycota, Eurotiomycetes, Eurotiales, Aspergillaceae. The record is from RefSeq and is a predicted model, not a curated record. The transcript is spliced from 3 exons.
ACAUCAUCAUCAUUGGCGCUAGUCACACCUCUUUCGUCUGCGCAACAAGUAUAGGCUAUGAUUCUGGCCGAAACUGCGGGCUGCAUGGCUGGACGACCCUCAAUCCUUCCACUUCCAUGCACCAUCGACGUAUGAAGCCUGCCAGUUGUACCCUGCUGUUCACAUGGGCCCUGCCCCUCAAAACUAGUCGAUUAUGGUAUACGGGGGCAAACCUAGUACAGGUUGCUACCUGUGUCGCAAACGGAAGAUAAAGUGUGACGAGGCGCAUCCUGGAUGCCGCAACUGCGCUGUCUACGGAGAAUCAUGCCCGGGGUACCGACCAGACACGAUCUUCAAGAUCGAGACGGGCCAGGUCAAAGGAAGUAGGAAGGGCAACAAGCCUUGUCCCGCCCAUGGUGUUCGAGAGAGAGUUCCCGAUGGUACCCAACGCAUGUCUUCUCUGUCCAUAUAUCAGAACCCUGAGUCGCCAUGGGAGGAACGGGCGGUAUGCUUGUUCUUUGACCAAUAUACUGCUUGUGACAAGCCUGAAGGUGGCAGUCACCUGGGAUUUAUCCCGAGGUUGUAUGCGGGCUGUCAUCGAGGGCCAGGCGCCGUGGAGCCAGCGUCUUCGUGUCUGCGUCUCGCGGUUGACGCUGCAGCCUUGCUCACCUUGGGUAAUCAGGUCAAGGCGCCCUCGCUGGUCACACAAGCGAGACACCGGGUUGCUCUGGCGGCGCAAAGACUGCGUCAGGCGUUGGACUCGCCGGUCCAACGGGUCAAGGACGAUACCUUUGCAGCCGUGGUCAUUCUCGCACUCUUUGAAGAUAUCUCAGGCGAGCGGAAUGGGCUUGCGAGCUCCCACACUGUGGGCUUUGAAGCCCUUAUGAAGCUGAGGGGCGAGAGUCUACUCAACGAGCAGGGGUUAGAUAUGUUUAAGUUUGCAUAUGUUCACACGCGCAUUGAAGCUUUACUUUUGCGGCAGAAGCCACGCUUCAGUACUCAUGAUCUCGUCAUGCGUCUCGAUCCUGCCGAUCCUUUACAACGGCUGAUAAUGGUGGUGAACGAGCUUGAUCCAAUGUCCCUCGAGAAUCCCUUGACUUCAGACACCACCGAUCCUGGAGUCAUCACCACCCUUGCCUCCAGGAUAGAGAUUUAUAGGGCCCUGGACUCCGAAUUGGCGGAGUGGAGUCGAAGCCUGCCGACCAGCUGGCUCCCCUACGCUUGCCGAUCGCAUACCGGCGAGGAUGUCUUGACCUACCAAGGGCAAUUCUCGGCGUCGAUCUGGUCCUACUAUCAUGCCCUUCGCAUAUUGCUGCAGGUAACGAUCCUCGAAUUCGUCCAGACGUUGACCUCGCUUGUGCCUUCGAGCGGCAUCCAGCGAGAAGCCGUCCGACAGGAAGCCGAGGGAUCACGGUUGAUCCGAAGCUUAAUCGGCGAUACGUGCCGUGCGAUCCCGUUCUCGUUCGGGGCGAUCGAUCAGCUGGGCAACCCAUUGGCUUCGCAGGGGGCAUCGCAGAUUCGGGCCUUCGACGUCUACCAUAUGAUGUGGCCUCUGUGGUAUAUCUUGACGUGCGGACAUGCGACGCCAGCCCAGGCCCAGCAGAUCCGGCGGGCGCUGGCGGAAAAGGGUUCCGAGGUCGGGAUCAAGUUGGCCCUUGUACUUGCUGGUGAGGGGGCUCAAGGCAUGAUGCCUUUGAUGUUGGGAUCUUUUGCGCCGAGUAGUGGGCCGCGCCUUGCUCUGGAGUAUUCGUGAAGGACUGAUGGUCAAUCCUUCCAAUUGGAUUUACUAGAAUUGUAGGGAUGAAGUUUUGUAUACUUCUUCUGCCAGAGUGGCUGCUGGAUGUACAAAUAGCUUGUGAUGUAUUAACUCUCCUCUCAGAUCAAGGUGUAUCAAUGAUUAUAUCCAAC